Rhineura floridana is the source of this 2890-nucleotide messenger RNA. It is a transcript of the gene FOXD1, whose product is annotated as forkhead box D1. The transcript has a single exon. Bases 323 to 1618 code for a protein of 431 amino acids. Gene Ontology annotation, molecular function: DNA-binding transcription factor activity, RNA polymerase II-specific; RNA polymerase II cis-regulatory region sequence-specific DNA binding. Gene Ontology annotation, biological process: regulation of transcription by RNA polymerase II; anatomical structure morphogenesis; cell differentiation. NCBI's taxonomy places the organism in Eukaryota, Metazoa, Chordata, Lepidosauria, Squamata, Rhineuridae. The record is from RefSeq and is a predicted model, not a curated record.
UAGUAGUCGGUCUCCUUUUCCCACCCUGGUUCCAUUCAUGUCUGAGGGCAGGAGCGGCAGAAAGAAAUCAACUUCUCUGGGCGCGCCCGAAGAGGGGGAGAACAGCCCAAAAGUGCCAGGCUGAGAGGGUCGCUGCUCUCGCUACGACUGCCUCGGGGGCGACUCGACCCUGGGGUGAAGGAGGGACCACGGGGCUGGCGGGGGACGAAGCGUGUGCGCGCCUCACCCUGCUCCUGCCGCCGCCGCCAGCCCCAGCCUCCUCCUGCCCGCCACCCCCACCCCGUAGGCGCCCCCCUCCUCUUAUGCCCGGCUGUGCCAAGCGAUGACUCUGAGCUCGGAGAUGUCCGAUGCCGCCUCCGUGCUGGCCGAAGAGACAGACAUCGACGUGGUCGGAGAGGAGGAGGACGACGACGACGAGGGGGACGACGACGAGGAGCCCCUGCACCAGAGGCCUUACGUGGAGGAGGAGGAGGAAGAGGAAGAUGAGGAGGCGAUCUCGCUGGCCAGCUCCGCCGGGUCGCGGGUGCCAGGAGGGUCCCCCGGAUCCGGAUCGACCUCGUCUUCUUCCUCUUCCUCCUCUUCCUCCUCUUCCUCCCAGCAGGGCUCCUUCAGAGCGUCGGGAGGCGGCGGCGGCGGAGGCGGCAAGAACAGCCUGGUGAAGCCGCCCUACUCCUACAUCGCCCUCAUCACCAUGGCCAUCCUGCAGAGCCCCAAGAAGCGGCUGACGCUGAGCGAGAUCUGCGAGUUCAUCAGCGCCCGCUUCCCUUACUACCGCGAGAAGUUCCCUGCCUGGCAGAACUCCAUCCGCCACAACCUGUCGCUCAACGACUGCUUCGUCAAGAUCCCCCGCGAGCCGGGCAACCCGGGCAAGGGCAACUACUGGACGCUGGAUCCGGAGUCGGCCGACAUGUUCGACAACGGCAGCUUCCUGCGCCGCAGGAAGCGUUUCAAGCGGCAGCAGCUCCAAGCGCCAGACUUGCUCCUGAGGGGGCUCGAACCCGCCGUCUUCCUGCAAGCGGCGCAGCAGCAGCAGCAGCAGCAGCACCCGCCGGCCCACCAGCACCAGCCGCAGCACCCAGCGCCUCCGCCGCUUCCGUUCGCGUACGGGCCUUACAGUUGCGGCUACGGCCUCCAGCUCCAGCCUUACCAAGCUCACUCGCAUCUCUUCGCCUUCCAGCCCCAGGCCAGGCAGCCUCCUCCCGGGCAUGUCCUGCCGGCCGCCCCGCCUUCCCUCCUGCCGCCUCCGGCUGGCGCUGAUCUGGCCAGGACUACGAGCUUCAGCUACCCAGCCCAGCUCAGCUCGUCUCUGACGACCUCCUUGCACGCGGCGGCUGCCAAGACCAGCGCGGCCCUGGCUAGGUCCCCUUUCUCCAUCGAGAGCAUCAUCGGGGGCAGCUUGAGCCCAGAGGCCGGGAGCAGCUGCGCGUCCCAGUCGGCUGUCCUCCCGGUCCUGGCGAGAUCCCUGAUGGCCUCUUCACCUUCUCUGGCGUCUCCCUCGUCUUCCUCUGCUGCUGCUGCUGCUGCUACUGUCGCUGCUACCGCCUCGUUAGAGACUCUGCACCAAGGGGCAGCCUUGGCCAAUGUCGAGAACUAUACGGCUAGGAUUUCCAAUUGCUAAAACUGUCUUGCCGAAGGUAGGAUCUCUGAGCUGUUUUGUUGCUUUUUGCAAGGAAUGCAAAGAGGACCUUUUCCCUAGACACGUGUCCUUGUUUGUUCGCUUGUCUUUCGGCCCUUCCGGCUUGAUCUUCUUCAGUACCUCUAUUUAUGCAAAGCCAUUUCUGUAUGCUGCAUCGAAAGAAAGAUGGAUGGCAGAGAAGUGGUCCUUAAUUCUUUCCUUUAAAAACGCACACGCACACAAAGAAAAAUUAAAUAAAUCAAUAACAUCAUUCCACUGCAGAGAUCCCCGGGUCCGGGAUUAAACAACAACUAACUACAAGUUCCACGUAUAUACCCAAAAACCAUGACUAGGAGUGAGGAAAAACAAACAAAAAGAAGCUUGACCCUUUUUCUUUCAUUGUAGUUCACUUCUCUUAUGUACUUUUAUGUAUAUGAAAAGAUUAACAUGUUUACACAGAAGAGUGGAGAUGAUCAGUUUUUAUUUUAACCUGUGUUUGUUUUGUAUCCAGUAGGUUUAUGGGUUUUUUCCUUUUCUUUUGUACUUUAUGCAUAUUCUUUACCAGGAAUAUUGUUAAGAUUACUGGAAAGUAUUAUUGUACCAUUCUAAUUGUAAACAAAGAAACCACUUUUUUUUUACACAUUUUUGAAAAUAAAGCAAUUAAUUUUCAACAAAAUAAAUACCACAAUUGGCUUUAGGCCUUCAGAUCUUUAGUGAUUUCCCCUGUGAACUUUUUACCUUUCAUUCUGAUCCUAGGAAUAGGUGUUUUUUUUAAUUUAUUCCAGGGUAGAUGAACAAUCUAUGGUUGCAAAGAAAGAGCACAAACUGUUUUAUCCGCCAAAUACUAACUUUGCAAAAUUAUCCAAUCUAGCAAUAAUGAAAACCCUGCAAUUAUGUUGGACCCCAUGGUACUCAAUGGGACUAGCACCCCAGACAUGCAGGUUCACUAGGACGAAAGUUUCCCUUUGUUUUCUGUUGGACUUCUUAAAUAGGUACUCAGGAUCACGGCCAUUUUGAAAAUACUCUUGGGGAAGUUCAGUUGGAAUAAAGGAGACUUGCUUUCUAGCUAAGUAUCACUCCAAUCGGCUUAAUUUUUGGACCGUAUUUAAGCUGCACUCACUCGUGGAUCCUGGCUUAGAAACUGCUAUGUUAUACCAAACGGUGAAAAUAUAAUUUUAAAGACUUCCUAAAUAAAAAUUCAUUGGUAAACCAGAGUAAAGACUAACCAAAGAAAAGGAAGCAACUCUUUUGGUGUUGGAUUAUUUCAGCCUUCUA